GACACAUUUAGUCCCAGGAAAACAUUACUUUCUGUUUGACGCACUCGCUGGCGGACCAAGGAACAAGAUUCUUCUGUCAAAACGCUCCUCUUUUACUCAUAAACGGAGAUGGCGCUGUGGUGCCAGCUUCAGAUGCUGGACUCCAAGUACCUGGAGCAAGUAGACCAGCUGUACAACGACUCCUUCCCAAUGGACAUCAGGCAGUACCUGAGCAAGUGGAUUGAGAGCAUCGAUUGGGAUUGUGUGUCUAUUCAAGAUUCGUUAGCGACUGUUCGCUUCCAUGAACUCCUGGCUCAGAUAGAUGACCAACACAGUCGCUUUGCACUGGCCAAUAACUUCCUGCAGCAACAUAACUUCCGCAAGAUCAAGAGGAACCUUCAGGAUCGAUUCCAGGAAGACCCAAUCCACAUGGCCAUGAUCAUCUCCAAAAUCCUAAAGGACGAGGCCUCGAUCCUAGAGAGUGCAAACAGUGCGAAGGAAAGUGAGGACAAUGUGUCAGCCAUGGUGGUGGAGAAACAGAAGCUGGACAGCAAAGUGCAGGAGAUAAGGGAACAAGCUCAGAUGGCAGAUCAAAACAUCAAACAUUUGGAAGAUCUACAAGAUGAAUAUGACUUCAAGUUAAACACUUGGAAGACCAUAGAGAACGAACUUAAUGACAUGACGCCAAAGGAACUGGAGAGGGAGAAGAUGAUCAUUGGUAGGAUGUGCUUGGAGCUGAAGACCAAACGACAGGACGUUGUUCACCAACUGACGGAGCUACUGGACGUCAGUCAGGCUUUACUGUCGGACCUGAUCUCAGAGGAGCUGCCCGAGUGGAAGCAGCGGCAGCAGAUUGCCUGCAUUGGUGGACCACCUAAUGCUUGCCUGGACCAGCUGCAGAAUUGGUUCACCACACUAGCAGAGACCCUUCAACAGGUUCGCCAGCAUCUGAAGAAGCUGCAAGAAUUGGAGCAGAAGUUCACUUAUGACAGCGACCCCAUCCCCAAGAAGAAAGAUAUCCUUGAGGACCGAGCUAUGGAUCUCCUUAAUAACCUCCUUAGCAACGCUUUGGUUGUGGAGAGGCAGCCCUGCAUGCCCGCCUACCCACACAGACCACUGGUGCUGAAAACCGCCAUCCAGUUCACUGUAAAACUGCGGUUCCUGGUGAAGUUGCCCGAGUUUAACUACCAGCUCAAAGUCAAAGCUGUAUUUGACAAGGAUGUGGCGGAAAAGAAAGGGUUCCGCAAAUUCAACAUCCUGGGAACAAACACCAAAGUCAUGAACAUGGAGGAGUCCAAUGGCAGCCUGGCCGCAGAGUUCAGACAUCUGCAAUUAAAAGAUCAGAAAUUAUCAGUCAAAACUAACGAGGUAAUGAUGGUUACUAAGGAGCUCCACGUGCUGAGCUUUGAGUCGAUGCUGCAGCAUGACCAGUCGGGGAUCAGAAUCCAACUGGAGGCGGUGUCUCUACCCGUGGUGGUGAUCUCCAAUGUGAUCCAGCUGCCCAGCGGCUGGGCCUCCAUUCUGUGGUACAACAUGCUCACCACGGAGCCGAAGGACCUGGAGUUCUUCAUGACUCCUCCGUCAGCAAAGUGGUCCAGGCUCUCUGAGGUUCUAAGCUGGCAGUUUUCCUCCGUCACCAAGCGAGGCUUGAACCAGGAGCAGCUUAACAUGCUGGCCGACAAGCUGCUGGGAUCCAAAGCUCAGAGGAACCCAGAUGGGAUGAUUCCCUGGACCAAGUUUUGCAAGCAAAGCUCCAAUGAGAAAGCUCUUUCCUUCUGGUUGUGGAUUGAAGGAAUCCUGGAUUUGAUUAAGAGACACCUGCUUUUACCCUGGAAUGACGGCUAUAUCAUGGGUUUCAUCAGUAAGGAGCGCGAGCGGGCUCUGCUGAGCGACAAGUGUCCAGGGACCUUCCUGCUCAGGUUCAGUGAGAGCAGCAAAGAAGGAGCCAUUACCUUCACGUGGAUCGAACAUGACAUACACGACAACCCAAUCUUCCACUCAGUGGAGCCGUACACAAAGAAGGAUUUGACUGCGGUCCGGCUGGCCGACAUCAUCCGCACCUACAAGGUGAUGGCGGCGGACGACAUCCCCGAUCAUCCGCUCCGCUUCCUCUACCCUAACUUCCCAAAAGACGACGUGUUUGGGAAAUACUACACCAAAAACGCAGAAGCUCCGGAGCCCAUGGACGUGGAGAACACACACAGCGGCUACAUGAAGACGGAGCUCAUUUCGGUCUCGCAAGUACCUCCGUCCCACAUGCAGGGGAAAAUCAUGCCCAUGUCACAUGAGGUGUAUCAGUUUUUGGAGCAGACAGUCAGUCCCAAAGACAUCAAGGACGCAAUGAAUGGCGACUUUGACAAUCAGAGCUGAGGAGGUCUGCCCUACUUUAUUCCAUCACAGAACUUUGGGAGAAAUUUUAAACUCUUUAAUGUCUAAUCUUACUUUGUCGCCAAUGUGCUUCUCUUGCAUUCUUAGCGUUAUCAGUGGCUCUUUGUGUGAAGUUACGAGAAAGAUGAGGAUACGGUGGCAGCUCGGCCUGCAUUGUCAUACAACAGCCAUGUGGACAUACCUGGAAGAAAUGUGACUAUUCAAUGAGAAAAGUGCAGAUAAGAACAUGUAUUGUUCAUGCACGUACAAAUUGUUGUAUUGUAAACGCAGAAUUAUUUGAUGAAAAUCAACACAAUUUGGGUUUAUUCUGUCUUGACAGUGAAGGAUUUGAAUAGUCUUACUGCUAAUUACAUACAAUACAGGCCAAAAGUUUGGACACACCAAUGGGUUUUCUAUAUUUUCAUGACUAUUUACUAUCAAAACUAUGAAUGAACACAUGUGGAGUUAUGUACUUAACAAAAAAAAGGGGGGAAUAACUGAAAACAUGUUUUAUAUUCUAGUUUCAAUCCACUUUAUUUGUAUAGCACAUUUAAACAACAAAAAGUGCUGCACAACAAUAUUAAAAACAAUAUUCAAAUAUUAUUCUUAGCUCCACCAAUGACUGAAUAAAAACCAGAAAAAAAUAAAUAAAUAUAAAAAUAAAUAUGAUUAACAGCAAUUUUAAAGGGUAAAACCAAUUUAAAACAAUAACAUUUUUAAAUUGUUUUAUUAUUUCUUCGGUCACAAAAAAACAAAAAAAACAAUAUAAGAACAAUAUAAAAAUAAAUAUGAUUAACAACGAUUUCAAAGGGUAAAACCAAUUAAAACAAUACAUUUUUGAAUUUUUUAAAUUAUUUGUUCGGUCACAAAAAAACAAAAAUACAAAAAAAUGAAUAUAAAACCAAUUUAAAAACAAUAUAAAAAUAAAUAUGAUUAACAACGAUUUUAAAGGGUAAAACCAAUUAAAACAAUACAUUUUUUAAAUUUUUUAAUUAUUUCUUCGGUCACAAAAAAAUAAAUACAAAAACAAUAUAAAAUUAAAAUAUGAUCAACAACGAUUUUAAAGGGUAUAACCAAUUAAAACAAUACAUUUUUUGUAAUUUUUUUAUUAUUUCUUCUGUCACAAAAAACAAAAAAAUAAAUAUAAAAACAAUAUAAAAAUAUGAUUAACAACGAUUUUAAAGGGUAAAACCAAUUAAAACAAUACAUUUUUUAAAUUUUUUUAUUAUUUCUUCGGUCACAAAAAAACAAAAAUACAAAAAAAUUUAUAUAAAACCAAUACAAAAACAAUAUAAAAAUCAAUAUGAUUAACAACGAUUUUAAAGGGUAAAACCAAUUAAAACAAUGCAUUUUUAAAUGUUUUAAAAUUAUUUCUUCGGUCAGUGGUCAACAAAAUAAACAAACAGUUUCACACAAACAAACAGUUGUACAUUCAUAAAUUUUAAAUAAUCAGUUUCUUCAAAGUAGCCACCCUUUGCUCCGAUUACUGCACUUUGCACACUCUUGGCAUUCUCUCCAUGAGCUUCAAGCACACCCGCGAAGUGAAAACCAUUUCAGGUGACGACCUCUUGAAGCUCAUGGAGAGAAUGCCAGGAGUGUCCAAAGCAGUAAUCAAAGCCAAGAGUGGCUAUUUUGAAGAAACUGAUUGAUUUCUAUGUAUUGUUUUAAUUGGUUUUACCCUUUAAAAUCGUUUUUAAUCAUAUUUAUUUUUUUAUAUUGGUUUUAUAUUUAUAUUUUUGUUUUUGUUUUUAUUCAGUCAUUGGUGGAGCUAAGGAUCAUAUUUGAAUAUUGUUUUUAAUAUUGUUGUGCAGCACUUUGGAAACAUAUUUGUUGUUUAAAUGUGCUAUACAAAGUGGAUUGAAGAAACUAGAAUACAAAACAUGUUUUCGGUUAUUUCACCUUUUUUGUUGUUAAGUACACAACUCUGCAUGUGUUCAUUCAUAGUUUUAUGUGACCAUCUACAAUGUAAAUAGUCAUGAAAAUAAAGAAAAACGCAUUGAAUGAGGAGAAGGUGUGGCCUGUACUGUAUAUUGCUAGCAUAAACAUACACUUAUUAAAAUGAGUAUAUUUAUCUAACCUUCAUAUUUCUGCUUGUGAUUAUGCAAGUAUAUCAUUAGGUAUGCUUAGUUGUAAAGUAACAUAUAUAAAGAGAGCCCUGACAUGAGUGUGAGGUGUUUUCGAGCAGCAAAAAUCGUCGAGAUAAGCCUGCGGAGGAGCAGUUACCAUGGAAACCGAAGUCAGAUUGGGACAGGGACAACCCAACCCCCCCCUUUGGAACAGUUUGUCAGACCUUGUGGAGAAGCAGAGGACAGACGUUUUGGGAGGAGCCAGAAGAAGCGGGAUGUCUCCCUUUCCCGACUUGUGGCCAUGAGGUACCGUAUUUUCCGCACUAUAAGGCGCACCUAAAAACCUCCAAUUUUCUCAAAAGCUGACAGUGCGCCUUAUAAUCCGGUGCGCCUUAUAUAUGGACCAAUAUUUAGCCACAACAGGUCUCUCCACUGUAGCAUCUAUUCUAUGCGCCUUAUAAUGCGGUGUGCCUUAUAUAUGAACGGAGUUUUAAAAUAGGCCAUUCAUUGAAGGUGCGCCUUAUAAUCCGGUGCGCCUUAUAGUGCGGAAAAUACAGUAUUUAUUGGCUUUAAGCAAUCCCACUGUAAAGUCAACCUAAGAUGGCGUAGCAGGACAAGUUCUCCUCCCUUCAGCAGCAGGUGUAAAAAGUAUCUAUUAUACUGUUUGAUAUUAGCAUUGUAUUCAGUUUAAAGGCUCAUAGACUUGCAUAAAUACACAAGAAUGCUAUAGAAUGGGAAAUGACCGGACACAUACUGACUACACCCAGACAGAAAGUAUCCCUUAUUGCGUUUGUCAUAGGCGGAUUAUUCCUUAGCCGCACAGUUUGGUUAGGCGAAUGGCGGCGUAAGUGCUCACGUCGAUGCAUGCAUCAGUGUGAGACGAGCGAGGAGA
Entelurus aequoreus (snake pipefish) is the source of this 5304-nucleotide messenger RNA. Its product is annotated as signal transducer and activator of transcription 1-alpha/beta-like. NCBI's taxonomy places the organism in Eukaryota, Metazoa, Chordata, Actinopteri, Syngnathiformes, Syngnathidae. The record is from RefSeq and is a predicted model, not a curated record. The transcript is spliced from 24 exons. The coding region runs from base 109 to 2349 and encodes 746 amino acids. Gene Ontology annotation, biological process: regulation of transcription by RNA polymerase II; defense response; cell surface receptor signaling pathway via JAK-STAT. Gene Ontology annotation, molecular function: RNA polymerase II cis-regulatory region sequence-specific DNA binding; DNA-binding transcription factor activity, RNA polymerase II-specific.